Molecule: messenger RNA, 8690 nt
Organism: Exaiptasia diaphana
Lineage: Eukaryota; Metazoa; Cnidaria; Anthozoa; Actiniaria; Aiptasiidae
Product: transmembrane protein KIAA1109
Exons: 35
Coding region: 87-8090 (2667 amino acids)
Biological process (GO): synaptic vesicle endocytosis
Source: RefSeq, a predicted model, not a curated record
GAAUCCACGUGCUGGUUAGCGAUACUGCACGUUAUCUCCAAGAAGACCAUUCCAGUCAGCUUCUAUACACCUUGCGAAAGCAGCUUAUGGGAUCACGACUUGAGAAAGUACAGUCAGCACUGAUACAGAAAAACAGUAUACCAGACAACAAGAAACUUGUCAAGGGAAUCUUUGCCCUUGCAAGGCAAUGGAAGUGUUUCUUGGCUGGGACGGAAAAGGGAGAGAUUCUGUUCUAUGGUACAAACUCCAUCAAGCGUCAUGUUGUGGGACGAGGAGUUCUUACCGAGAGAGAUCGCGCCAUUUUAAUGAAAGAGGACGACCAGCAAGUACAAGAGAACACCGAUCAGGAAGUAACUAGCGAUGGUGGCCAGGAACAAGGAAUUCCAACAGGAGACCCGUCGUCCAUCAAUUCUGAUGACAAUCAACAAGAAGAUGAGACAUCCAAGCUGUUAGAUUCCAAUGGCCAAUCCAUGCCCUUGGAAGAGAUCCAUCACACACAGCGGUCACCACUAAUAGGAACAUCAACAGCAGCACCUGACACAGAUACAGAAACCGAUGAAUCACCACCUACAACAAUGCGCAAAGCCCCGCAAAAUAAGCAUCUACUUGGUGUUGAUAACAAGAAAUAUGGCCACAGGAAACAGCUUAGUCUUUAUAGUUGGCUAUCAAAUACUCCUGCUACUUCACCUAACACCGCAGCAAGACCAGUAGCUACAGACGGUGCAAGACCAACUAAAUUGACAAUCCAGUCACCGCUAGUUUCUCCAAUUAAGUCCGAGCAGAACAAUAAAAUAUUUGGCAGCGAAAUGGUGAGUGUGCCGACCAGUGGAAAAAAGAUUCAAGAUGAAAAAGAAACAUUCAAGACCUUACUUCAAGCUAUAAGCUUAAAGCCCAAAGUAGCAGAGGAAAAGGACACUGCCAAAACGAUUUCGUUAACAACGACAUUGAAAUAUAUUCGUGUAGAUUUGGUGGAUGGGGAAAUUAAUAAUUUAUCUUCAAGUAGUAAGAAGCGAAAGACGUCGAAGCAGCUUUUUAAAGACGACGAGCCAAUUUUCCUCGCAAAAGACUUCAACUUUAGACUACUGUUCAGCAAAUCUCCUAUGAAUGCUAAUAUUCUUGGCGGUGAUCUUCAAUCCUUGUCYAAUUCCAUGAUUAAUCGGGUAAAGUUUAGCGUUGGGGUUGGCAACAUUACUCAGAAGGUGAACUUUCCUUUUGUACGACUUGUGAUCCASCUGGUUGACAUGGUGGAUGUACUGGCAGGUCUUAUCAAAUCAAAGGCGGAAGAAAUACAGGCUGAUAAAGUUGACGGACCAGCUCCGCACUUCACCAAUGUCUUUGGUCCAUCUAAAGUGCGYAGUACUUCCCCGUCCAGCGUAAAGUGCUGGAAGACUAUGUACCAAGUGUUGGAUUUGUACUCGUCCUUGCCACGAGAACCCAAAGGGAAAUCUGGCUUUAAGAAAGCUGGAACGCCUAGUUCAGGCCGCGCAGUUGAUUCGCCAAUGCGUUUGAAGGAAGUCAAGAUCGACAUGGAAGACGGCCCACAGACGUUCAGUCCCGCGCGGCGUCAAGAUGAUCACCGGCCAUUGAUUGAUACCUAUUCUAUAGUAGGUGUGGUAACUUUGCCAAGUGCUCGUCUAUUGGCAUCGAUAGGUGAUCUACGCCAAGAGAUAGACAUCAAAGAUGUCAGUUUUGUGCUAACUAAAACUGAGGAAAAAGGUGCCGAUGAAACAGAUCGUCAUUCAGGCUCCAUCUCUUUCCAUGUUGGAAAUGUCAAUUGUGUUCUCUUGGAAAAAGUGAAGCAAAAUCACGGCAUGGUUGUCUCAGUCCUYAUGUCCCGAUCGCAUGCUGUCUACUCGUACCAGUCCCAUGCCAGUGCAGAAAAGAACGUUGCCUUUGUUUCCGUUGGUGUCAUCGACGUUGAAAUCCCCCAACAUCCUGUAGCACUCCACACUAUGAUGACCCGUAGCUCCCGAACUAUUUCAAGACAAAUUACUGAUAUACAAAGUCAGAGGUCUAUAAUAAGGUGCAUGGGUGUGACCGACACAACCUCACCUCCUAGCUACACUAAAAGACUGUCAGGAGUGCCUGCAGAAUUUGUAAAACAACAUUUAGUUGGGUCACCAACCGGUGCAAAAGUGUUUGCCGACAGUGUUGAUGGACUGAAACCAGAUAUCAUCCCUGUUAAAUGUGAUAUUGUACUCAAAGGGUUCUGCCUUAGUGCGUCUCUACUUCCCUCAUUGAGAGCUGGUUACAAGAUUGGUAGGAUUUCUGCAACCACUAAUACUGGAUCGUGUAGUAAGUUCAAGGCUACUAUGCCAUCACACAGCCUUAUGUUUUCGUCAAAGGUGCAGACAUUUGAAUCGAACGUGCCUUCUUCUGCAAUGGUUGAUCUUCCUCCWGUCAAAGUAUCAGGAGAAUUCUUAGCGGGUAAAAUCACUCGUCCUAGGUCAGGCCAUAGAGGCCAACGUGCUCAUUUGUACGUUAAUGCUGAGAUUGGGGCCUUUCAACAUUGCUUAACGACAGACCUGCUUAAUCAUCUGGUCUUUGUACAGAAGAGUUUUAUGAAGGAAGUUAACGAUGUCGUCCAGAGAGUGUCUGGAGAGAACCAACCAGUUCCACUUUGGCGAACAGUUUCAUCUGAAAGUGUUGACUCGUCCAAGCACAAAGAGGCUCCUUUCAGCUAUUCCUUUGGCCUAACGUUGAAGGGUAUUCAAAUCACAGCGACCACGCCUGCUGCUACAGCUGUUCGUCUAGAUACAGGUGUGAUCUCUCUUGAAGUCUCCAAUGCCGUUCCUUCUCCCAUUGAACAUGGAAAACUGAAAAGAAGUGGAAGCUUUGUGAAACUGUUUGGCAAAGCCCAGGUUGAUAUUAAUCUGUCUCUUGGCCAGUUUAUCAAAAGCCGAAUUAUCGACAACGAGCUGGAUUAUAUGCAAAUGGCGUACUUCAAAACAACGAUUGGAGUGAGGAACUCCUUCCAGGACGUAAGUAGCACUCGUGGAACCGAAGACAAAGAGACUUUCCUGAUCACUUUAACACAACCAAAAGUCUAUGCUCAACAGAUGGCAUUUGAUAAAGCUGUGUUAGUGUAUUUGAAUUACAAGAAUGCUUACGACCACUGGAACCAGCAGAAAAUGUCCCUCCAUGCUGAGGUCCAUACAGCUACACAAGCCUUACUAGAAAAACUUCCUGCUAGAACUCAUGCUGCACAACUAUCCGUUUCGUUAUUCCUACAAGUMACUGUUGAUAGACUUGGUAUUUGUAUUCCACUAUUCUCUGCAAAUCAACCAAACGUUCCUGGAAUCUAUUCCAAACAGAAUGACGUCGAUCAAGGAUCUGCGUUAAUUCUAUCAGUCGAUGAGAUGAUGUUGUCGUGUUGUUCCAGUGCGUCAUUUGUCAGCAGAGGAAAGUUCAACAGGUUUUGUCUUUGGUUUGCUGAUAAGUUUGACAUGGAGGCUUCGGAAUGGAGACCUGACUCUAAUUUGCGUCUUAUGAACACAUGUGUGGUUUCCGAAGGUACCUACGAACUCUGCUCAAAGACUAAUCGAUAUCCAAUCGUACCAGAUAUGGCGAAAACAGGAAAGUGGGUGAUGUCCAUUCGAUGGCAGAUGUGUGGAGUUGAAGUUCUCACUGACACCAAUAUUGGAAAAUGGUUAUCUUUGCUUGGUAACACGUUGACCGCUUUCGCUGGAGAAACAGAUAUCGCCAACUUGGACUCUGUAGCUGAUAUGACGGAGAAAGAACCUAGUAAAGAUCUUACUGAAAAUAUAGACGAGGUUGAUCAUAAACCACCUUCUGUUCGCAAGUCUAGAAAGAAAAGUCUAGAAAAAGAAAUGUGGGAACAAGCAAGAAAGGUCAACGAACUCAGGAGACGRAGCGAUGUCAGCCAAUCAGCGUUGGAGAAAGAAACAAGACUACUGCAGGAAUUGGAGAAUGCUGUAUUCAAUGAAUUCCGUAAAGGCGUUCGGAAAAAGAUAAGAAAGCAUUCCCGGAGUCGUCAAACCUACCCUUACCACAUAAACACACAAAAAUCUACUCCACCACAGCGGAAAACUAUGUCAGAACGCCCUAAAAGCUCCAAAACACGAUCCAGGCUUCGCAAACAGGUUGCUGAAGAUGAUUCCGAUUAUGAUGACGACCUUCCUUUGAAAACUAAACCAAGAAAUCAUUUGAACGUCUCUGAUAUUCCAGUGUUGACAACUCCAGAUUUUACUGGCAUGGAGUCGACAUCAACACUUACUUGGAGUAGAGAGGAUGUUCUAGACGAGGGUGGAAGUGGGACACCAUUCUGUAGUACUCCAGAUGACAAGCAAUCGUGGAUGCAGCAUUCUCAUCAAAAGGUUAAAUUCAGUCCGAGUGCUACUGAACUAAAUGAUUCAGGAUCGUUCAGUCCAAAGAGCAGCAUGUUAACUCAGCAGAAUUUGGAUUUUGAGCUGGACGUCAUCGUGAAUAUAGAUAGUGGAAAAUGCGUUCUUCAUCUAGCAAAUGAAAACGACGAGACCAAUGAAAUGAGAACUCCAUCCAACCGUACUUUUUCUUCCGCCGAACUGCCAAAGUCCAAACCGUUUUCGCCAAGUUACUCGGCUGGUGCUCGUCGAUACAAGACCAACAGCCAAGACGUCAACUCGCAAGACACUGUCAUACUUCUUCCUGGAGUAGAUGUUCGUGUUAAUUACUCGUCUAACUUUGAAAGCGAACUUGGAAGUCCCUCAUCCUAUGGACAAGAUGGAAAUGUGUUCCUGGUCAAACCACCUGACCAGCCAAGCUUUGAUGCWCAGUCGCAKACUUCUCCCUCUAAUGUGAAAGUCUUUAAAAGUGCUGGCGUCUACAUAUCGGUCUUGUUUCAAUCCUUACCCCAGGAAAUGGUGCUUAAACCCUCAUUGAUUGACUUCUUGGAGCGAGCUUUAGAGCCGAUCAUUUUACCCAGUGCCGAGGAAACAAUUGAUGCCGGUGGCUCGGUGUCUGACAAUGGAAGUGAUCCUGAAUGUGAAACAGGAGGAUCAAUCGUAUCUUCUUCCAUGUCGGAAUCAUCCUCUUUUCCCGUUGAUGUCGUUGUAGUAUUCCGUGUGAAGCCAUCUGAUAUUCGUCUAAGUUGUCAACCCGUUUCCAAAGUAGAGUGCAUGCUUCGCCUUCCCGCCCUUGACGUCGUGUUUUCGUCCAAAUCAAGCUGUAACAAAACUCCAGUACUGAUGACAUCAGGAGAUCAACCUAAACUCGAAGAUAGGAGCGUCCAAGCCUUUGAAAGUGGUGGAAUUAGUUUUACAUUCUGUUUAUCAAGCUUCUCGUUCUGUAUUUUUCAUCCAUAUGGAAAAGAGCAUACAGUGGUUACCAGGUCUACCAGUGCACCCUUGGAUAAUGGCGAUUCACGUGAAGAAAAUCGUCAAAGAUUCCGCUUCAAUCCCCCUCAGCCAAUGUCAGGCAAAAAAGACUCUCUAAGUUUGGACGUGGAAUUCAUAAAGUUCAACUUAUCCAGGAGACGGGUCUGCGAUAGCCAAGAGAGUGUGCCGAACUCCCCCGGACCCACGUCAUCAACUGUUGUGAAAGUGUCUGGUAUAUGUGAUAUCGGGUCAGCCGCCUUCACCUAUGACAUGCGCCGUCUCAAUGAGAUUUUAGACUUCCCUAAAGCCUGGUACAAACGUCGACUGGUGAGCAGACUGUUUCUUGGAAAGGAAGGCUCAUAUGCAACGAAAUCUGCCAAAGAAUCUCCCCAUGUUCCCUUCCAAAGCCCUCAAGCUGCCAGGUCUCCUGCGGUGGAGGAGAAACGAAGGUCCUCCCCGCCAACAAACGCUGAGCUACAAACACCACUAUCUCCGUCAGGACGACCCAUGCUGCAUCGUUCAAUGUCAGAGGAUGAAAGGCAUAUGCAGUAUACACUGGCGACACCUCUGAAAACACCUGCUAAACAGAAAUUAGCUCACAAGAAAACCACAUCAACGGCUGGUUUGUUUAGCUUCCUUCCGUCAUCACCCAGUCUCUUCCGGUCGAUGACUAUGACAGGAAAUAGGCAAGGACUUUUGUCCCCCACUACGCCCCACAAGAUGAAACGGCGUACUUUAUCAGAAUAUGUAGAAUAUGGAGAUAUCAAGAAGAAUGAAAAGUCACAGCAAGAUCCAGUAGUGAACAGCUCAGUCGAUAAUACAGACACAGAGGUCGACGGACCCUUGAGUCAAUCAUCCUCAUCAAGCUCAGGAUCCAAGUCCAAAUGGGAGACUGCUAUAGUUGUAGCCGUCAAUCUAUCAAGGCUUGAUGUGAAUACCAAUAUGGGAAGUGUAAUGGGACAAACACUAUGGAGCACCAGUGAUUUACGAGCACAGGGUCAUCUUACGCUGACCAGCACUGGCCGUCGACACUUACAGACCAAACUCAAAGUCAGGCAAGCUGUUUGUGAGUCGCGGAGUGGCAUCGUAGGUGGUCAUGCAGAAAUAAACGAUUUCAUUGCAAAAGCCAAUGGAACUGAAGAGCGAGGGUGUAAACCUGAACACAUGGUUCAAAUUAAGCUUUGCCAUGCUGAAACUAGGAUCGACUAUAUGGGUACUUGUAUUUUAAUGGGCAACAUAUCAGCAUUGCAGUUUGAUUUGAAAGACCAGUGGAUACUACAACAAGGCGAUAGUCCUUCUACAGACUCGUUGUUCAAGAUUGAGAAGGAAAGCCCUGUUCAGAAAGAACCACCUCAAUGUAAAAUCUACGUCAAGGCAGAUAUGUCAUGGACGGACUUUAAGUUAAUGAUAUCUCGUUCCACAACGCCUGACUUAAUUAAAAUGAUUGCUAAGAUACAGGAAUUCUUUACGCAACAGCAUAGGAAUAGUCUUCGAGCGCUGUCAACCCUAAGGAAUCCCACACCCCUAAAUGCAGGGACUAUACUAUCUAAUUUAGCCACACCCCAGUCCACUACUACACCAAAGGUUAAAGAUAAAGACAUGGAGAACGAUGGUCUAAAAUACCAACACUGGAGUAAAGUCCUAAACGCCGUGACUGGUCUAAAGCUUUCCAUGUUGAGCGACCCUAUUCCAGAUCGUGGAGUUAUACUUGGUGGAAGCUUGGCACUGCGAGGCAAGACAGUAUCCCUUGCCUGUUUCCAUGGUGUCAAUUUUCGCGCGCAAUCUUGGGUUCUAUUCAACCUUAAACAACUGUAUACUGAGUUUAUCAGCAGAGUAAGAGCUGAGGAGAARAGUUGCUAUGUUCGUCGAGUAAGAGCUGUUCAAACUCUUUUGAUGAAGCUUGGUUAUGGGGAAGAAGACGAGGAUCUUCCAGGAAACCUUUCGCCUUCAAUGUCUUAUUGUGUAGUGGUUCGUAAAGUAUCAAGAGGUAGACGCAACCCUCCCUCCAUGGGCAGUACUGUGCAGGAGUGGCUUACCUACGUGUGUGCGACUGGUGAAGACGACAUCUGUCCCUCAGAGGAUMCCCCCAAACGUGGUGAAUCCUUCAACAGUUCAAACAAGAAGCAAUCUCAAGGAAAUAGAUCCAGGGCUAAUAGCUACCGUUACGAACACGAUUCAGAACCUGUAUUCGGUCUUCCAAAGUUUGAAGUAGAGCUCGAAACCAAACAUGAUAUGCCAAUGUCAUACUUCGCCUCGACUUGGUCAAGGAAGAAACAUUCCAUUACGUCACGUGCCUUGACUCGGCCCAGUCCACACGUUGUGCAAUGUUCUUUGACGUCUUCUUUUGAAGAUAGCUUAUGUGUGACGAUGGACGUAGGAUUGCUGUUUUUCCUCCAUGAUGUGGUGAAGUCGUACAUAAAAGAAAACGAGACAUCGUCAGGUUCGAUUCCUCGUGGAGCACCUAGUCCCGCGCGGUCUGACACUCCAGAAAAAGACGAAAGAGAAGUAGCACCUAAAGUCGACCAGCAAAAACGCAUCCGUCAGUUCCGCAGCGAGGGAUGGAAGCUGGAGCCGCGAGUAAGGUUUAUGUCAUGGGCUGGCAAAAACAUCGAACCUGUCAACAUUGAUUGGGUAUUACAAAAACUUGGUUUUACCCAUGCACGAUUGACCAUCCCAAAGUGGGCCCAACGAGGCGCCAUGGAUCCCAUGGAUGUAUUUAUAUCAAUGCUGAUUGACAAAAUGAUGGCCACUAUGCAAGAAGACUCUAAUAAUUAAAUUGAUUAAAUAAGAAUCCUUCAAUGAUCAACAACCGGAAUUCAAUGCGGCAGUGUAGUGCUUAUUUAUAGCAGCACAAUCAGUUUCCACUCGACGAUUAUGAGAUGGAAUCUUGCAAUAAGUGACAAUAAAGAGACUUGCGUUUACAUUGGCAGGUUUCGAAGUUUCUUUUUUUAUUUUCUGAACAUAAAGAAAAGUUCGUAGAGGUGCCGGUUGUUGGUGGCAUUUUAGAAUAAUUACUCGUUUUAUACUGUAAGUUCUCCACCGUACUGCUGUGACUCGGCCACUGUAAGGCUAUUUAGUAAUUUAGGAUGCUGCUGUUGAGUUACUCUUAAAUCAAAUAAUAUGAUAGUCAAUCUUAAUUAGAUCGAGAUUUUUUUUUCAAAUUUUAUUGUAACUAUACACAGCUUCAUGUCAUUGGUUUGUUUUCAUCUUUAGAAUUAGGCCAGUUAAUUAAAGAUAACCGGCGUAACUUUUAUUGUAUUUUUUAGAAAACAACUUUGAGUUGAUAAGUAGUGUAGUUUGUCGCGACAUGUAAGUUAAUUGUAUUAUUAGGCAGGGAUCACAUGUGAAAUAAAGUUCAAAGAAAAUAGAAUUGAA